Messenger RNA from Geodia barretti, 549 nucleotides. The record is from the annotation of a GenBank genome assembly. NCBI's taxonomy places the organism in Eukaryota, Metazoa, Porifera, Demospongiae, Tetractinellida, Geodiidae.
AUGAAUACGACUGAGUUACUGACGAUUGCCGAAGCCAUAGUACCCGACCGUACCGCGAUGAUCUUUGACGGGCGCGAGUUCACCUACGCUCAAAUUUCCCAGCGGGUCAACCGGCUGGCGAACGCCAUGGCGGAACUGGGCGUGACCCCGGGCGAUCGAAUCGCGACGAUGCAGGUGAAUAGCCACCGCAGCAUCGAAUUGUACUUCGCCGCAGCGCAGUUGGACGCUGUUUAUGUGCCCAUCAACUUCCGUGCCAAGACGGACGAGUUGCAUCAGAUGCUGCGCAUAGCGGAACCGACUUGCCUGUUUAUUGGCGAGCGGUAUCUGGAGUUGCUGGGGGAAGAGGACCUGUUCGGGAUGCCCCAGGACCGGGUGAUCAUACUGGACGCCGGUACCACCACCGGUCUCGACAGUUUCGAACAUCUCCUUAGGAGCGCAUCCCCCGAGCAACUGUUUUUUCCGGAAGCGGAGGACAACGACACCACAGUCAUUAUUGAGACCACUAACAGGAAGGAAGUGAAUUCAGUUCCUUGUGUCACCGACGCUUAG